UUCAUUCGAACGCAACUAUCGAAGGUAAUUUUUCCUGAUUCUUCAAACAUUUUAUUUCUCAAAUAUUCAUCAAUUUUAUCAGUGUUAGACAUUUAAGGUGAUACAGAAAAACAUUCACAAGAUGGCAAGUCGAAUGAUGGCCAUUGCUGUUCGCAAUUCAACAAAGACUCAAUUGUCUUUGGUUUCAACACGUUCAGCAAGUUCAGGAGGGCAGUAUGCUGAGCAAUUAGCAAAAAUCGGUAAUCGUGACAUUGUUGGAUAUGGUUGGAAUGGUGAGCUGGUCUAUCAUGAUCGUGUUGACUACCCAAUGCCAGCUAUUCGCUUUAAGGAAAACACUCCAGAUGUCAUGGCUUUAAGAGAAAAGGAGAAGAGUGAUUGGAAGAAGUUAUCCAUUCAAGAAAAGAAAGCAUUGUACCGAGCAUCGUUCUGUCAAACUUUCGCUGAAAUGAAAUACCCGAGCGGUGAAUGGAAACAACAUAUUGGAAUGGCAUUGAUUGCUGCGUCGUUGUCCAUUUACGUUUCAUUACUUAUGGGAUUGUUUGGUAAUAAUUUGAUUUCUUGCUUUCUUUACAAAGUCUUGCUGCAAGUUCAAAAUCAAUUGUUGGAUUAUGGAGGAAGUGGAAUGUCUGUCAUGGAAAUGUCCCAUCGAGGUGCGACAUAUUUAAAGAUUCAUGAAGAUGUCAUCAAGAGAUGUCGAGAUAUAUUAAAAGUUCCAGAUAAUUAUAAAAUCUUGUUGAUGCCUGGUGGUGGUACUGGACAAUUCUCUGCAGUUGCCAUGAAUCUUAUGGGAAAAACCGGUUGUGCUGACUAUGCUGUUACUGGAGCCUGGUCAGCUAAAGCUUUCAAAGAAGCUCAAAAAUAUGGCAAAGCUAAUCUUGUCUUCCCAAAAGCUGAAAAAUUCACAACCAUUCCAAACCAGUCUGAAUGGAAAUUGGACCCAAAUGCUUCGUAUGUUUAUUAUUGCGACAAUGAGACUGUUGAUGGAGUUGAAUUUAAUUUCAUUCCUGAAACGAAUGGUGUGCCAAUAGUUUGUGACAUGUCAUCAAACUUCAUGUCACGACCAGUUGAUGUGUCAAAGUUUGGAGUCAUCUAUGCUGGAGCUCAGAAAAAUGUCGGACCUGCUGGAAUCACGGUGGUGAUUGUAAGAGAAGACUUGAUUGGACAUGCUUUACCGUUCACACCUUCUAUCUUGGAUUAUGCUGCAACAGCCAAAGACAACUCAAUUGCUAACACUCCACCAACAUUUUGUAUUUACGUCAUGGGUCAAGUUUUUGAAUGGUUACAACGUAAAGGUGGAAUUGAAGGCAUGGCCAAACAUUCUCAGGAAAAAUCUCAGUUGAUUUACAAGGCUAUCGAAGAUUCUAAAGGUUUUUACUUUUGUCCAGUAGAUGCUAAAUGUCGCAGCAGAAUGAACGUCCCAUUCAGAAUUACUGCAAAUGUUGAUUAUGAAAAAGAAUUUCUGGAGAAAGCGGAAAAACAAGGAAUGAUGCAAUUAAAAGGUCAUCGAUCAGUAGGAGGUAUUCGGGCUUCAUUGUACAAUGCUGUAACUUUAGAAAACACCGAAACUCUCGCUAAAUUUAUGAGAGAAUUUUAUGAAAGCAAAAAUUGAUGAAUGAAAUUCUACAUUUAAUCAUUUCUCCUGAUUCUGGAUAAAUAUCUAUUUGAAAUGAAAAUAAAGCUCUCGAGAAAUAGAAAACUUCUUUACUCAAAUCAACU
Molecule: messenger RNA, 1716 nt
Organism: Clunio marinus
Lineage: Eukaryota; Metazoa; Arthropoda; Insecta; Diptera; Chironomidae
Source: the annotation of a GenBank genome assembly